Phyllostomus discolor (pale spear-nosed bat) is the source of this 1826-nucleotide messenger RNA. RefSeq names its product TNF receptor superfamily member 13C (gene TNFRSF13C). Gene Ontology annotation, molecular function: signaling receptor activity. NCBI's taxonomy places the organism in Eukaryota, Metazoa, Chordata, Mammalia, Chiroptera, Phyllostomidae. The record is from RefSeq and is a predicted model, not a curated record. Gene Ontology annotation, cellular component: external side of plasma membrane. Gene Ontology annotation, biological process: T cell costimulation; tumor necrosis factor-mediated signaling pathway; positive regulation of B cell proliferation.
UCCUCCCAGCGGGGCGGCGGAGGAGGCUCAGUCCCAGCGGGGUGUGCGGCGCGGCGGCAGCAUGCCGUGGCCGGCGGGGAGCCCGGGGGUCCAGAGCGGGCCGGACCCCACGAAGUGCGUCUCGCAUCAGUGCUUUGACGCGCUGGUCCGCUCCUGCGUGGACUGCAAGCUCUUCCGGACGCCGGAGCUGAAUUCGGCCUCGCCUCCCUCCGACCCUCCUUUACUCUUCCCUGCUCGUGCCUCCCCUCCCUGUGUCCCCUGCCCUCCCUCCCCGUCCCCUCGCUCGCAGUCUGGGCCGAGCAGCCAGGCGCCCGGCCCGCUGCAGCAGCAGGAGUCGGUGGGCCCGGGGGCGACCGCCCAGGCCGAGCCGGUGUUGCCGAUGCCCGCGCUGCUCCUAGGCGCCCCGGCGCUGCUGGGCCUGGCGCUGGCCCUGGUCCUGGUCCUAGUGGCCCUGGUGACCCUGAGGCGGCGGCGGGCGGCGGUCCCACGGGCCACUUCCCCGGAGGCCCCAGAGAGAGAGCAGGAGGGCCCCCUGGAUAAAGUCGUGGUCCUCUCUUCGGGGUCCCCUAAUGCCACAGCCCCCGUCUGGCCUCCACGAGACAGUUCAGCCACCGGCCCACCCGCCCAUAGCGUCCCUGUGCCGGCUACAGAGCUGGGCUCCACCGAACUGGUGACCACCAAGACGGCGGGCCCUGAGCAGCCGUAGCGAGGAAGGGGCAGGAGGUGGCCCUUGUCCGGCCUUGCAGCAGUCGGCCCAAGGGAUUCCUCCCCGCAUCUACCCGCCCCUUUUCUGGAAACAGGCUGCGCUGCGGACCGAGGCUGCAGACCACAAGGCUCAGCUGCCCCGCUGGGCUGGCGUGCGUGCGGCGUGUCAGUGUUUGGGCUAAAACCCUGCCAGGGGCGGGGGCCCUCGAAGGCUGUGACUGAGCGCCUGUGCGUGGGGCGCGGUGGGGGCCCUCCGGGCAGCGGUUUGCUUUCAGAGAGCGGACGGACGCGCCGGGGAGCCGGAAUGAGUCUAGGAAAUGACCGAGUGGGACGAGGCGUGACGUGUAGCCGAGCAUUGUGCUUCUUUACUCCUGGCUCUCGGGGCUGCCCUGCUGUUAACCCGGAGCACACGGCUGCUGCGCUGACCAAAACCCAACGGAUGGGCUUCCCUUGGGGAUUUAACACCAGCCGAGUUUAAGAAAUAGCCUGGAUUGUGCUGGUUCUGAGGCAUUCUGCACCCCGGUGGCAGCCCUGAGCUGGGCCCAGUCCUCUAGGACCUGUGAUGCCAUUUGCCCUCCCGGGGCAGCCCCUAGAGCCCAGGGCUCGCUGUUGGGAGGAAGUCCACACCCCCCCUGGGGCGGGACUGCCAAGGCUCACGGGCGGCUCCCCUGUGUGCCAUCUGGGUCCCAGCUGCCGCCGAAGCUCACUCAGCUGUGCACAGGGAAGGGCCCGGGACCUGCGUUCAUAGGCCUGUGGCCUUGAACCAGCUGGACUCAUGUCCCUUGAGUUCCCUCCUCUCUGUGGCCUGCCCUCUUCAAGCACUGGGCCCAAGGGCUGGGGUCACUUGGCCGUUCUGUGCCAGCCCCUGGGGUCACCCACUAUCCCAAUGGAACUGCUCCUCCGACAGCGGCGCCGCUUGCCCUGCCUGGGGCUGAGACGGUCUGCCCAGCUCUGGACCACACAGCACGCGGGUCAGGCCUCUCCUGCCAGCCCUGCUUUCAGGGUUGGACCUGACCGGGACUCCCCCUGGAAUAGCGUCCUUGGAACUUCUUACAGCUCGGCAUCCCGGAAGGGAUCACCGGGCUGUGUGAGAGUCAGAAGAGGGGGCUCUGGGGACCGUU